Molecule: messenger RNA, 598 nt
Organism: Anopheles nili
Lineage: Eukaryota; Metazoa; Arthropoda; Insecta; Diptera; Culicidae
Gene: Taf12
Product: transcription initiation factor TFIID subunit 12
Exons: 2
Coding region: 1-477 (158 amino acids)
Biological process (GO): DNA-templated transcription initiation; RNA polymerase II preinitiation complex assembly
Cellular component (GO): SLIK (SAGA-like) complex; transcription factor TFIID complex; SAGA complex
Molecular function (GO): protein heterodimerization activity; DNA binding; TBP-class protein binding
Source: RefSeq, a predicted model, not a curated record
AUGGCUUCGCCUUCACAAAACAGCCCAGCGCUUGGUACAACCAACCCGGUUGCAAUAACAAAUGCCAGCGGUGCUACAAAGACGGCUGGAACUGGUAGUAACGCAGCGGGAGGAUCAUCUGCUUCAGGAAGCAGUGCCGGGGACAGUGUGACACAGCUUUUAACCAAGCCAAGACUGCAGGAACUGGUUCGGGAGAUAGAUCCCACUGAACAGCUGGACGAGGAGGUAGAGGAAUUGUUGCUGCAAAUUGCGGACGAUUUCGUUGAAAACACGGUGAAUGCCGCAUGCCUUCUCGCAAAACAUCGCAAAGUCCCCAAGGUAGAAGUGCGGGAUGUACAGCUCCAUCUCGAACGAAAUUGGAAUAUGUGGAUCCCUGGAUUUGGCACGGAUGAACUACGGCCGUACAAGCGUGCGACAGUAACGGAAGCUCACAAACAACGACUAGCUCUGAUACGGAAAGCGAUUAAGAAAUACUAGCAUAUUCAAGCAAUAGAAAUAACAACUAGUAUUUAUAAUCAUUCAUGCUACAUAAAUAUGAUAUUUUUGUACAUUGACUGCCAUUUUCAAAAUAUGCAUCUACUAAAACUGUCCCACACGA